Molecule: messenger RNA, 858 nt
Organism: Brassica napus (rape)
Lineage: Eukaryota; Viridiplantae; Streptophyta; Magnoliopsida; Brassicales; Brassicaceae
Exons: 2
Coding region: 1-858 (285 amino acids)
Molecular function (GO): nucleic acid binding; zinc ion binding
Source: RefSeq, a predicted model, not a curated record
AUGUCAAAGAUUGCGAAUCUUGAUUUCAGUGCUUUGAAAAGCAAUGGUGACAACUACCUGGAAUGGGCGCUUGAUGCAAAGAUCAUGCUGCGAUCAAAAGAUCUUGGUGACACAAUCACCAAAGAUAACAAUUCCAGUGACAAAGACAAGUAUAUAGCUAUCUACAUGAUACACCACCAUCUCCAAGAGAACUUGAAAACUCAGUACAUGACCAUGGAAAAUCCAUAUGACCUUUGGAUCGCUUUACAGCGAAGAUAUGACCACCAGAAAACGGUGUUGCUUCCAAAGGCUCAAUAUGAUUGGAAACACAUAAGGUUCUUGGACUACAAAUCAGUAGACGAGUACAACUCAGUCUUGUUCAGAAUUGUGUCAUUGUUAAGUGAGAUGAGACCUCCUGGUACAGCUCCAUUACCCGACAUCUCUAAGCUGGCUAUAGAGCCAAAGAAAGAGAGUAACCUUGUCCAACACAAUGACCAUCCCGGUCCAAACCAUGGACGAAGUCAAGGACGAGGUCGUGGUUCUUUUAAAGCACACGGGCGAGGACGUGGUCGCGGUACCACACCCGGCUUUAGCCGUGGUCGUGGCCGAGGCCGUAGUGUGUCUUUUAAACCACAGAUCAAAGCUGAUCGAUGCCACAGAUGUGGUAUGGGUAAUCAUUGGGCAAAGAAUUGCCGAACUCCUAAGCAUUUGUGUGAGCUUUACAUGGAGAGCUUAAAAAGAAACCCGGAAGCUAACAUGGUUCGAGACCCGGGAUAUGAUGGUGAUGAUGAUGAUGACUUGGAAGACGUCCAGGAUCACCAGCACGAGUCAGACAAAGUUGAUCACAUGGAGUUUGAAACUUCAGACAUACUGAAAUAA